Molecule: messenger RNA, 6428 nt
Organism: Saccostrea echinata
Lineage: Eukaryota; Metazoa; Mollusca; Bivalvia; Ostreida; Ostreidae
Product: microtubule organization protein AKNA-like
Exons: 16
Coding region: 68-5734 (1888 amino acids)
Biological process (GO): neuroblast delamination; neuroblast division in subventricular zone; epithelial to mesenchymal transition
Cellular component (GO): centrosome
Source: RefSeq, a predicted model, not a curated record
AAUAUUGUAUAAGAUGACGGGGACACAGUAGCCAACAGACACCUGUAAAUUGUCACACCUGUGUAUAAUGGCGUACCUGGGAUACAGUGACGAGUUUGAACUGGAUGAUGAUGGGAUUCUCCGAGACUCCAUGUCAUCUGGAGGAGGGAUUUUGAUUGAUGAUGAUGGAAUUAUAAGGGACAGUUUUGACACACAAAGUAAAUACACAGCAGGGUCUACAGGAACUCACUGGACGGACUCGGGACUCGAACGAGAUAAACAAAGUGCUGGGAGUAGCUCAACUCUUAGACAUUCUGACCUGCACUCAUUUGCGAGUUUUGAUGAUGUGUCACACCCUCUUGGAGAGAACGCUAACAUCAGUGAUUUAGAAGCCUCUAAAGAUGACCUCAGCUUUGAUCGUGAUUCUAUGGUGGAUGGUGAUGAUAAUGAAUUAGAUAACAGUCGGCCACUGUUAGGGCAUUCUAAGCUUGGUGAGAGAAGCUUGCUCAGUAGCAACAGAAGCAGCUUUGAUCAUUCUCUAGCUUUUGAAACCACUGAUCCAAAAAGUGGUUCUGAGAAGGAUCUAUUUGACCCUGAAUAUUAUAAACAACUUCAAGAAUUAGGAGUAUUAGUGGAUGGUGCAGAGUUUGAGAAUACAAAGAACUCACUGAAUGAGUUUGAGGAGUUAGAGGCGCACGUGUCACGUGAUAAUAUUGAGUUGAGUGAUGAGGGGGGAGAUUCUGAGGAAGACAUUGAGGAAUUCUUGAGGAGGACUCCAACACGUGAGCAACUAUUAGGGGAUUAUAUAGGUCAUCGUCAUGGUGAACGAUAUCAUGAUACCAGCAGAGAUAGCCGUGAUCAUGAUGAUGUAGCAUCUAGAACUCGUCCGAGUACAGCUAACUCAGCUAGAACUAUUGGAAGUGAACCCUUCCCUGAAAUCUCUCCCGAGGAAGCUUUACAGUUGUAUCAGGAUCAGUUAGGAUACCAGGACCAGUUAGACAUUGUAGAUAAUGAUGCAGAAAGCAUAGAAUUCCAGGAAUCACAACAGACACCACAGGAACAUGAUGAUGAUGAAAUCUUCAUCAUAACGAGUCGUAUCUCAGAUCAGCCUAGCCCUGCCAAAAUCAAAGCUUACCAAAAUGAGAGGAACACACCGUCCAUGAGUCCAAGGUCACUGACCCCAAAAUCAAACCACAGCAGUAGACCAACAAGUCGAGUUAGUGACGCGGGUAAUAGCCGGGGAAACACGCCAUACAGGGAAAGACAAGGAUACAGUUAUCAACAUGAAAGAUCAUUUGAUGAUGAUUCUCGUAGGGAAGGUUCUGUGACCCCGGUGUCUGUAAUCAACUCUGACUCAAGGCCGUCUACAAGACAAGGGUCAAGGUCAGGGACACCACUUCAGCGUCCAGAUUCUGCUGCAAGCCAAAGAUCAGCAGCGUCUGAACGAUAUUCUCCUCAUUCCAAAUCAAAACAAAGUUCUUCUAACCAACUUGCCAAGUCACGAUCCCAAGAAAGUUUCUUUGAGAAGGAGAACGAAUCCCCAGCAGCAGGCAGAAAACAGGGAGAGAAAAUGCCAAAACGCUUACUUCCUAAACCCUCAGAGGUCAACACUCCUCUAAAGGUCAAGAGUAAAAGUACAACAAAUAUUUCAUCUGGAAAAUCAAAACCAAUGAAACCCAAGUAUUCGUCCAUGUCAAUGUCACUAGUGAAUAUUGACAUUGGGGAGGGGGAGGAUCAUAGCGAGGGGAUCAGUGCCUCCUCAGAUAAAUCACGGACAGAACUGUCCUCCAAACUCCAUCAGGAAUUUAACAAAAGGAAGCAAGCUACAGAACUGGUCCAGCAGCUUCAGUUGGAUUAUGACAAGCUCUUGUCUAAGUACGCCCAAGCUGAGCUCACCAUCGAUCAGCUAAGGCUAGGAGCUAAUGUGACCCUUCAUACUAACUCUCCCACCCCCAUACCAACCAUCCAAGGGGUUCUUCCCUCCCCCCAGCAGCCACAGUCCAUCCAGAUGGGACAGAUGGGUCGAGGAGUGAAGUCCCCCUCCCCAUUCCAGGGAUCUCUGGGCGUGGCCAGUCCCAUCUCUCUUACAGAGAGCUCUGCUGCUAAUGUAUACACUGACCAGCUGGAUGGCCGUAAAAACUCUCUCCGAGGCCCCUCACCUAUGCUCAGCUCUGGACACUCACAGACAGAUGGGCGAGGGGAUAUGUCCCUGGAUCAUGGUGUGGAAAGUGUCAAGGCUGGACUCAGUCUCCUGACGAGGGGUCUUAAUGAAAGGAUGGAGUCCUUUCAGGGCCUCCUAGAGGCAGGGGAGGGAAUGAGACACGAGGACCAAGAAAAAAUCUUUGAUCAAAUUCGUAACGACCACGAGAAGCUUAGGAAGAACUAUUUACAAACAAAGGAGGAGUACAAUACGCGGAAAAGAACCAGUGGCACUGGGGACGUUAAUUUUGAUGAGGAUAAAGAAUUAGAAGGGGAGUUAUUCAGGCUAGGGAUGAAAUUUGAUGGCAUUCAUGAGAAAAUGGAGGAGAAUCGCAAGAAACAAUCUCAAAAACAGCCAUUCCAGUCUAAUCGACGACAGUCAGACAGUGACGUUCUAACGUCAGGCAUGAGUGAUCAGGAGAUGCGGUCUGUCGAUCACAUGAAGCGGAAAAUAAAGCAAGUGAAGGCAGGAAAUGACUUGGUACAGCCAAAGCCUAACAAGGAGUUUGAGAAGAAUCUGGAAAAGUUACAUGUGGAGUAUAAUGCAUUGAUGGAUCGGUACAGACGACUGAAACAGAUGGCACAGACUCCAGAGAGGGAUCAAGAGAUUGAUAACCUUGUCAGGAAGUUACAUGAAAUUUGUCAGCAAGAGCCAGAGGUGUUCAAAAUGCCUCAAGAACUUGAAGACAGCAGUGCCAAUUCUGUUUUGUCUAAUGAGACAAGCUUAUGGGAGGACGAAGAUGGAUCAGACAGGUGGCAGCACUUGGAGCAGGGAGAUAACGACUCUGUAUUCAGUAGCAGACGACAGUCACCCAAUCCUCAGAAUAGCAGACGACCGAGCAAGGAAGACUCGGGACACGGGUCAUAUGCCAGGACGGAGGACAAACAGUUUACUAGGGAUCCAAAUUCAUCUGACCAUACAGCAGGAAGUUCAAGGUCACUGCACACGUCUGACCUUGACCCACAUUCAGAGUCUCUGCGUCAGAUGCGCGAGUCUAGUAUGUCAGGAAGCCGCAGCAGUUUGUCCUCCAGGGGAAGGUCUCCGAGGGACUCAACAUUUGAUAGGGAUUCCCCCACCCCACGUCUGCCUCGGCCACGACGACAUGACCACAGGGAGCCUCGGUCUGGGAACCUAAAGAAGAGACCAGAGAGUGGGAGUUAUAGUAGUCUACAGGACAGUGGAAUAUCAGACCAGGAGGGGUCACGCACCAGGGAGAGGGGGGCCACAGGGGGAGGACCACUGUCCAAUCUCCCAGGCCCAGGGACAUUCAAACAGAUGACUAAACAACGCCAUGCAGGAGAUGCUGACAGUGGAUUCAUAGGGUCAAUGGUGGGGUCAGAGGUCAGUGGCCAGCAGUCGGCACGGCAACAGCAGCAGCAGCAAACGUUAAGACUGCGUCACUCAGACAGUGGCAGCGAAAGACCCAGAUCCCGCUCCUCUCGAUCCUCCCGUGCUGAUGACUCGUUAUCUGUGGCAAGCUCUAGGACGGGGCAUAAACAAGAAAGACCACCAUCUCGUGAGUCAGCUCGAUCUGGUCGUAAAAGUAACAACCAGUCUCGAGACUACACAGAUGACAGUUACACCCUCACUGAGAGCGAGAUGAGCUUUGACAUUCCAGAGACUCGUCCCAGGAGAUCGAGUCGAGAUGUUAGAAGUGGAAGACGGAGUGUGGAUCUCCCAAUCAAGGAGGAGGAGGAAGAAAGACCAAAAUCAACACAAAGUCAGGGGUCCAAAAGAGGUCAAAGGAUCCAGGAAACACCAGUAAAAACUCCCAAAAAGCCCGCUAAAACAAAUGUGUCUUUCUCAGAAUUUUCUGAUGAGGAACUCACUCCUCGAGCUAAUAGGAGUUAUAAUGAUAGCCGUGAAAUCCUAUCCUCAGAGGAAGUCACCCCUAGGGAGCAGCCGAUCCAACCAGAGGAGAGAAUGGAGGCCCAACGGACCACCGUCACCCGCAGCAAGGAGAAAGACCGUCCCUUAACACCUGGUGCCAAGAAGGAACCCCCAAGACCUCCAACCCCCAAAAUACCCACCCCAAGAUCAGACAGAUCAGGGACUUCCAUUAGGAGGAAUCAGGUGCCCGCAUUAGAUAUUCCACAGCCGAGGUCUCGGGAGGAGGUUCGCCGACCCCUGGUGGAAGAUCGAGGGGCGGGGUCUGACAGUGACGAUACUGCCAGGGUCUCAGUGGCCACAGCUGCAACCAAAGGGUCUGACAGCAGUGAAAAAUUUAAGCUGCUGCAGGCAGAGAUUGGAAGACUGAGGGAGGAAUUCCAGAAAGCUGCCAGAAAUCACAGUCAUCCUCCACCCCAGGAACCACCACCCCCUCAGCCUGCCCCCACCAGGGAGGAGGAACGGGACAGGUACUUUGACCCUACAGAAGAUCCCUAUGCCUUCAUGAUGGGACCUCGACGAAGAGCAAACUCCUUCUCAGGGGCAGGGGCUCGUGAUUGGAAUGAUUGGUGGAAAUAUCCACCCAAUCAGCAACAGGAUGAUAUUCCACUCGGAUAUGCUGCUGCAGAUUCAUUUAAUCCAAACCGACAAGUGCAAGUGCAGGUGUUACCUGAACCUCCACGGUCAAGUGAGAAGAAACGAAUGAAACGUAAAUACAGAAACCGAGCCACAGGAACUGAGUUUCAGGAGGAAUACGAUUCAGAUCAGUCACCGUCUCGAGUGACAGCUUCUACAGCAAAUGAUGAACAAUUAUAUAGUUACUACAUACCUCGUUAUCAAGCAGCAAGAACACAAACACAUCAGCAACCAGUCAGAAUUCAGCGAUACGCCUCCCAACCAAACUUAUUGCAGAAUGUCUCAUUCCAGGCUGCUCCCCGACUCCAACAGCCCCCUCCCCAACAUCCUCCCCCACCCCCACCCCAAUAUCCUAACGUGCCAACUGCAUCCUAUGCUGCUCCAAUAUCAGCAGGAUACACCAGAUUACGAUCUUCCCCCAGAAGAAGACCAACACAGCCAGUGUACCAGGCCCCGCAUUACUCCUACAAUGACUUGGACAUGCAGGGCCAACAACCAAUCGGAUACCUUGUUACAUCUCAGCCACCUCCCCCACAACCUGUGGCACCCCCUGUGUUUUUGGAGCAGACCUCCACUUGUCCUAUGUGUGGUGGUUCUGGUGUUCAUUCUCAUGGAGAAUAUGUGUAUGAGGCACCACCUAAUGACCAGCCCGUGGCAUUUGUGAUGCAGACUCCACCAAGGGGCAGAGCAAGAAGGAGAUCAAAGUCUGCCUCACGUGUACGGCAUUAUUCCCCUGACGGCAGAAAUAGGUCGCGAUACCUCGUCCGGGAGUACCUCAGUGAUGAAAGCUCCAGCGCUGAAUCAGAGGACGACAUUGUAUACAGAAGGAGGAGUAGAAGUGCAGGGCGAAGAUCCCGAUUACGGACAAGACAAAUAAGAAAAUACAAAAAGUCUCGUGAAUUUGAAAAUGACCUGGAAAUAUCCUUGAACCUUACUGAAGAAAUUGAUGAGCUGACCCAGAAACUGGUUGGUACUGUCAAGAGUGAGCUGGCACUGUCUCGCCGGAAAGACUUUGGCUCCUCUUACUGGUGAACAAAGAGAAAAACUGACAAGACUCUUGAUAUGAGCUGGAAAUAGUUCUGAUUGGUCAGAAAGAAUUGUACAAAAGUUAUAUAUAAAUGAUGAUACCCUUAACAUUCUGUAAGGAUGUGCCCGAGCAAUAUGUGAGAGUGUGUGUACUUGAUUUUUCAAAUCUUUUUCAAGGAAAGUCAUUUACAUCAGCAGAAUUGGAGGCUCCUUCAAUCAGCGUUAAAUUAAGACUAUCUUGCCAAAUGAGUUUUUGAGGAAAACAGCUAGGUUCCUUCUGAUUUAAGAUCAUGAUGUGGAUGAUUAUUGACCUGCUGAUAAAAAAGGGGAUGUGAUGCUGAUGUACUUAAUAGCUGAUGGAGACUACUGUAUUUAUACACAGUUUAUAUACGUACCGAAAUCAAAUUUGGAUGUGAUAUUAUACAAAUUAUUGUUUAUACAUACUAUGACAGAUGUUUUAUUUAUUUUGUAAUAUUUAUAUUUCCCUUGAGAUCAUGGUGAAGCUUUAGAAUGACCUUAAACUUCCUGUGGAGGUUAUUGUACUAAUUUAUUUCUGUGUACUUAAAACAAGUACUUAAUAGUUAUCCACAAUUUACGAACAAAAAAAACCAAAUCUUUUAAACAUAUAUUUUGAUAAUUUACGUUUUUUUUUAAUGGAUUGAUGUUAUUAUUGACACGAUCAUUCUGUCCACAGUUUCAU